Molecule: messenger RNA, 1378 nt
Organism: Suillus clintonianus
Lineage: Eukaryota; Fungi; Basidiomycota; Agaricomycetes; Boletales; Suillaceae
Exons: 8
Coding region: 76-1263 (395 amino acids)
Molecular function (GO): nucleotide binding
Source: RefSeq, a predicted model, not a curated record
UAAGUCGGGCCGAACCCCUGAGAACUAACUUCAUCACCGUGACUUGCAGCAGAAGCCCCUUGGACAUAUAUAACGAUGCCGUACAUGUGGAUUUCUUGCAACAACCAGCCUCAAUACAUUCCCGUGUGCAUAGGCUCUACUGGAGUUACAGCUGCUGACUAUAUGACCCAACCAUUCAUUCUUCGCUGGGGCAUUAUCUCAACUGGCAGAAUAGCCAAUUGCUUCGUAACAGAUCUUCUUGUUGAUCCCAAAACGCGUAAUGUCACUGAUGUGGUGCACAAAGUGACUGCCGUUGGGUCGCGAAGUGUCCAAUCAGCGCAGAAGUUCAUCACUGAAUAUGCCAAGGGUGAUCAGUCAAUCAAAGCAUAUGGCAGUUAUGCUGGUGUCUAUGCAGACCCGAACGUCAAUGCAGUUUACAUUGGCACACCUCAUACUCUGCACUAUGAAAAUGCACUUGACGCGAUUAAAGCAAAGAAACACGUUCUUUGCGAAAAGCCCGUGACAACAAACGCGGCAGAGCUUCGGUCGCUCCUUGCAGCUGCAAAAGAGCAUGGUGUAUUCUUUAUGGAAGCGCUCUGGACACGCUUCCAGCCUCUUACGCUUGAGGUCAAGAAAAUUUCGGAAAGUGGUGUAUUGGGUGCACCAUUGGCUCUCCAAGCCGACUUGUCAGACAACUUUCAGAUUGACAAACUUCCUAAGACUCACCGCAUCCUGGAUCCUGCCCUUGGUGGCGGCGCAUUACUAGAUCUGGGACCAUAUCCUCUUAUUUGGGCCAUUCUUGCCCUGUACGAGCACCCUGCCAACCAAGGAGCUGCUCCCAGCAACGUCAGUGGAACAAUGUUGAAAACCCCUCUGACAGGGGUCGACCGCAACACCUCCUUCACGGUUACCUUCGCAGAAAGGGGACUGGCUGCACAAGCCAUUCUGUCGUGCAAUCUUAACGUCCAUGGCCACCAGACCGGUGUUGUAAUUCGGUACGAGAAGGGUACCAUCGCGAUCGCAGCGCCAAUAUACUGCCCGAAGAGCUUUACUGUGCAGUACCUUGAAGGUGACAAGGUGACAAAGGAGGAGACGAGGCGAUUCGAGUAUGUUGGCAAUGGAUGGCAUUUCCAGGCCGAUGAGGUUGCGCGGUGUGUGCGUGAUGGUAAGAGUGAGAGUUCACUUUGGGGACAUGAUAAAAGCCUGGUGGAGAUGGGCAUCUUCGACGAGGUCAGGCGCCAAGGAAACUACAAGUUCCCACCCGGUGUGGAGAAGGUCGUGUAAGGGACAUGGACGAUUGGAAGUUUUGAAGUUUGAACAAUCUGUACAUAUAUUACUAGUAGUUCGUUCGGAAGUGCACCUGCCAGUACAAUACAUCACUAGUACUUGGCACGCAGCA